AUGACGAGGACGACACACGCUGUCGAUCUCUAUGAGAUCCUGUCUCUGCCGUUCACGGGGUCCUCGUCGACAGUCCUCUCCAAACAGCAGAUUAAGAUCGCAUACCAUAAAGCAUUACUGAAACACCACCCUGACAAGGCGGGUGCUGUCGCAAGGGAGACCGGGCUAGGCGGCUCGACUAACUCUACAUCCACAUCUACUCCGAACCCUCUCUUUGCCAGAUCCGAUGGCAACUCGUCGCGACAACUGUAUACCAUCGACCAGAUUACCACCGCCUAUAAGACCCUAUCCGACCCCGCCCUCCGCUCCGAAUAUAACCGUUCUCUACUUCUGGAUAGGCUGAAGGUUGCGGAACGGGAGAAAACCGGCGACGUGUUCCAUACCGGCUUGGAAGUUGUGGAUUUGGAGGAUCUCGCCUGCGAGGAGGCGGAAGGCGGCGACGGCGAUUGCUGGUAUCGCGGAUGUCGGUGCGGUGAUGAGCGCGGCUUCUUCGUCAAUGAGGAGGAUUUGGAGAGGGAGGCUGAGCAUGGCGAGAUCAUUAUCGGGUGUCGCGGAUGCAGUCUCUGGUUGAAAAUUCUGUUUGCUGUUGAGGCAGAUGAGGGAUGA
This is a messenger RNA of Penicillium samsonianum, 606 nucleotides long. RefSeq lists its product as uncharacterized. Bases 1 to 606 code for a protein of 201 amino acids. The transcript has a single exon. NCBI's taxonomy places the organism in Eukaryota, Fungi, Ascomycota, Eurotiomycetes, Eurotiales, Aspergillaceae. Gene Ontology annotation, molecular function: metal ion binding. Gene Ontology annotation, biological process: protein histidyl modification to diphthamide. The record is from RefSeq and is a predicted model, not a curated record.